Aspergillus mulundensis is the source of this 1539-nucleotide messenger RNA. Its product is annotated as MFS transporter. Gene Ontology annotation, molecular function: transmembrane transporter activity. Bases 1 to 1539 code for a protein of 512 amino acids. Lineage: Eukaryota; Fungi; Ascomycota; Eurotiomycetes; Eurotiales; Aspergillaceae. The transcript has 6 exons. Gene Ontology annotation, biological process: transmembrane transport. The record is from RefSeq and is a predicted model, not a curated record.
AUGACAUACUUGUUUCUAACCCCGAGUCGCGAAGACGUCCACUCGCUUCAAGAGACCGAGCAGCGCUCUGUUGCCGGUAGCGAGGACACCUUCUUGAUCCCCCUUACCAAUGACCAUGAGCCGAAACUGGUCACCUGGUCUUCCCCAAACGACCCUUUGAACCCAUUGAAUUGGAGCCAUGCCCGGAAAUGGUCUGCCACUUUACUGGUCUCGUGCUUCACCUUCAUCUCACCCGUCUCGUCGACAAUGGUCGCUCCAGCGCUGAACGAGAUUGCCGAUGAUUUCAACAUCAAUUCCGACAUUGAGCGGUAUCUCGUCAUGUCGAUCUUCCUUCUUGCCUAUGCUUUGGGCCCCUUCAUCCUCGCGCCCUUGUCGGAAAUGUAUGGCAGAGUUGUGGUACUUCAGUCGGCGAACAUGGUGUAUCUCCUUUUCAACACUGUGUGCGGAUUUGCGACAUCGCGAGAGCAGAUGCUUGCCUUUCGCUUUUUGAGCGGUCUCGGUGGGAGCGCACCCCAGGCGAUCGGCGGAGGUGUUCUCAGCGACUGCUGGCGAAAGAACGAGCGAGGGACAGCCAGCGCCGUGUACGGCGUGAUGCCAUUCCUAGGCCCAGCCAUUGGGCCGAUCGCCGGCGGCUACCUAACGCAAUACAUGUCCUGGCGCUGGAUCUUCUGGAUUGUCUCCAUGGCCGACGCACUGGUCCAAAUCCUGGCCUUCCUGUUCCUGCGCGAGACAUACGCGCCCAAGAUCCUGGCGAUGAAGAAGAAGCGGCUGCAGCGGGAGACAGGGAAUGACCUGCUGUACACAGAGUACGACGAACCCGAUCGCACAUUUCCCCAGCUUUUGAGGAAGAACCUCGUUCGGCCGUUUCGGAUGCUGUUCACCCAGCCCGCUAUCCAGGCAAUCGCCUUGUAUCGGGGGUAUCAGUAUGGGCUGAUGUAUCUCGUUCUCGCAUCCUUCCCCACGGUCUGGGAAGGAAGAUACGACCAACCAAAAGGAACAGCUAGUCUGAACUACAUCUCGCUCGGCGUCGGGUUCGUGAUCGGGCUCCAAUUCUGCGGUCGCCUAAUUGACAUCGUCUACGAAAGACUGUCAAAAUACUACGGCGACACCGGACGCCCCGAAUACCGCAUCCCCCUCAUGAUCCCAGGCGGUCUCCUCGUCCCAAUCGGCCUCUUCAUCUACGGCUGGACAGCAGAAUACAAAACGCACUGGAUAUUCCCAAACAUCGGGGCGUGCCUGUUCGCAAUCGGCCUAAUAAUCUGCUUCCAAUGCUGCCAGACCUACGUGAUCGACGCAUACACACGGUACGCCGCAAGCGCAACAGGCGUUACAGCGUUCGUGCGCACGAUGGCCGGGUUCAGCUUCCCCCUUUUCGCGGAUAGUCUGUAUCGCGCGCUGGGGUUGGGCUGGGGGAAUAGUCUUCUGGGCUUUGUGAGUUUGGGCAUGGGGCUUGUGGCGCCUGUUCUCCUUUGGGUUUGGGGCGAGUGGAUGAGGGCGAAGAGUCCUUAUUGUGCGGGGGAGGGGAGUAGUGCUGUCUAG